Felis catus (domestic cat) is the source of this 2718-nucleotide messenger RNA. RefSeq names its product olfactory receptor 5-like. Gene Ontology annotation, biological process: G protein-coupled receptor signaling pathway. Bases 785 to 1759 code for a protein of 324 amino acids. The record is from RefSeq and is a predicted model, not a curated record. The transcript has 4 exons. NCBI's taxonomy places the organism in Eukaryota, Metazoa, Chordata, Mammalia, Carnivora, Felidae. Gene Ontology annotation, molecular function: olfactory receptor activity; G protein-coupled receptor activity. Gene Ontology annotation, cellular component: membrane.
UGGAUGUUGUGGCGCACGUAGGUGUGUGUGCACAUGCGCGGGAGGGGCGAAAAUGGCAUCACCCAGCUGUGUGAUCAGUAGUAUCGGAGUUUUUUUUUCCCUUUGACCAGCAAUCGUGCACUCAUCCUCUGUGUCCGGCUUCUGUCCACCCCCUGCUUCCACAAUGUCCGUGACCAAGCCAUCAGACUGCCAGGCGGCACCUCCCUCCUGAGUUUUAUCUCAGAAGCAGCUGUGUUUCCCAGCCCCUCACUUCUGAGGGACUGCAGCUUUGUUCUGCUCAGACCUUCUGUGGGAGGGUCUCACUGAGCAUGGCUGGUGCCAGCCGCCCCCAGGAACAUUCGCGAGACCGUGCUGCUGCCAACGCCCAGAGACCGCGGCCAGGUGCCAACCCACCCCAGAAAAAGUUCACGUGGGCGUGUAGCAGCAGCAUUUUGGGGAUUCUGGAAAAUCACAACUCACAUCUGGCACCAGGCUUCACCCCCAACGGCCCUGUUCCAGCACCAGCGAAUGUGGUUGUUCUCCAGGAUCCGCUGGGAUGUUUGCCCGUGGGGAGUCCUCCCAGCAGGGGAACCGCCUCCCGUGUGGCCCGAGGACCUCGCUCUCUGCUCCUGGGGAUUCGCCCCUCCCAUCAGAGCUCCACCAGCCGGCUGCAAGCACAGAGUACCGUUGGCAGCUGAGAGAACAGAGGCGCCAAACGAAGAGAGGGGCAGAAGCUGAAUAUUUGCGGCCCCCAGAGUCUCCUUGAGAAAAGAAAAAGCAGGACCCGUGUCACCUUAGCUGAGAGAUGGAGAGGCCCCUGGAGUUGGGCAACGUGACCAGAGUCCAGGAGUUUGUCUUGUUGGGUUUGUCCACAAGGCUGGGCAUAAGGAUUGUCCUGUUUGCCAUCUUCCUGGCCCUCUACCUGCUGACCCUCCUGGAGAACACGCUCAUCAUCUACCUCAUCUGCAGUCACAUCGAGCUCCACAAGCCCAUGUAUUUCUUCCUGGGCAACCUGAGCUGCCUGGAGAUGUGCUACGUGUCCGUGACCGUGCCCAGCCUGCUCGUGGGGCUGGGCUCCAGUCCAUGCCAUGUGCCCUUCGCAGCCUGCAUGACACAGCUUUUUUUAUUCAUAGCUCUCAUUAGUACCAAGUGCACCCUCCUGGCCUCCAUGGCCUAUGACCGCUACGUGGCCAUCUGCCGCCCACUCCACUACCCACUGCUCAUGAGGCCCCAGGUCUGCCUGGGCUUAGCCUUGUCCUCAUGGCUUGGGGGGCUGUUGGUCUCAGUGGCCAAGACAUCAUGCAUCGCCAGCCUGUCCUACUGUGGCCCCAAUGUCCUCAACCACUUUUUCUGUGAUGUCUCCCCUCUGCUCAACCUGUCCUGCACUAACGUGGCCCUGACGGAGCUGGUGGACUUCAUCUCUGCUAUCGUCAUCUUCUGUGGGUCAUUGCUAGUGGCUCUGGCCUCCUAUGUGGCCAUCGGGAGGGCUGUGCUCCACAUGCCAUCAGCCGUCACCCGCUGCAGAGCCCUCUCCACCUGUGCCUCCCACCUGGUGGUGGUGGGCAUCUUCUAUGGGGUGGUCCUCUUCAUGUAUUCCCGCCCCCGCCUCAUCGGUUCCACAGACCUCAACAAGGUGCUGUCUGUCAUCUACACGGUGGUCACGCCCAUGUGCAGCCCCGUCAUCUACUGCCUGCGGAACAGGGAGGUCCAGGCAGUGCUGCAGAAAACCCUCCACUCGCCCCGGGUCUCUUCAGCAACAACACACUUUGCCCACUCCUGAUUUUAACAGAGCACACUGAUGGUCACCAGAAGGGAGGUGGGUGGGGGUGCAUUGAACAGGUGAUGGGGAAGAAGGAGGGCCCUUGUGAUGAGCACCGGGUGAUAUACGAAAGUGUUGGGUCACUAGAUUGUGCACCUGAAACUAAUAUUACACUGUAUGUUAACCAACUGGAAUUUAAAUAAAAACUUUAAAAAGUAAUAAUAAGAUAACACUACUUCCCUGUCCCCAACAACUUUUGCUUCACCAUAUAAUUGGCUUUGGCUAAUGGAAUGUAGACCAAAUUGAGAGUCCUGAGCUGAUGUCUGGGGAAGCACUAACUGUUUCCACUGCCUUCUUGCCAUUUGCCUUGAGAAGAACAUCUCCUGGUUCUGGGAUGAGAGACAAGUAGAACAGACCUAAGCCUGCCCUGCAGCCUGAAGCAGAACACCACCAUAGAUCCAGAAGCCAGAAAAAAAAAACAAGUGUGCUACUGAAGCCACUGAAAAACAUUUUUGGAUUGCUUGUAACAUAGCAGUGUUGUAGCAAUGACUGACUAAUACAGCAUCAUAUUGGUUAGGUAAUGGAUUUCAGCCUAAAACAGUUGCUUAAACAAGAUACAACGAAUUUCUCAUCAGUGUAGCAGCACUUAUUUGGUAUUAAUAAGACAGUCCAAAACGUCAGAGUUCCCCUAUCUUGUUAUAUCAUUCUCAGCAUGGACGCUUCCAGGUCAGGGUGCAAGAUGGCUGCUCCAGCUCCAGUCAUCACGCUUGAAUUCCAACCAGAAGAGAAGGGGAGUGAAGGAAGUACAGGAAAGUGUCUUUCCCCUAGAAAGCAUAACCUAAAACUUUUCUAUGGACAUUUGUCCAGCACAUACUCCUAUGACAUCAUGGAGAGACAAGGGAAGAGCUGAGAAACAUUUUUUGUGUGUGUAUGAUGUAAGAAAGUGGUCCAGGUUCAUUCUUCUGCAUGUCGCUGUCCAG